CCUAAAUAAACAUAACUACUACUACUUGGAUUCGUGCAGCAUACAAAAUUACUUUCAUUUUAUUUUAGAAACGUGUUAUCGCCAGCUGAUGAAGUUUUAGUAACAUGGCGUUUUCUGUUCGCGCUACAACAAGAAACUUAAAUAAGCUUCAAUUUAUAAGGAGGUGCUUUUCUGACCAAGCAUUCCCAAAGAUCACCACUCAUUACACUGUCCACCCCAGAGAUCAAGAUCCAAGAUGGAAAGAGGUAGAAAUGGAAAGGUUCGAAGAUCAGACAGAUCUGUUGAUUAUUGGUGGUGGUCCAGCUGGUAUGGCUGCAGCAGUUAGAGCCAAGCAAAUUGCAGAAAAAGAAGGAAAGGAACUCAGAGUAUGUGUGGUUGAGAAAGCAGCUGAAGCUGGUGGACACAUCUUGUCUGGUGCUUGCAUUGAUCCAAUUGCUCUUAAUGAACUGAUACCAGAUUGGAAAGAGAAGGGAGCCCCAUUGAACACACCAGUAACUGAAGAUAAAUUUGGUUUCUUAACUGAAACUGGAAGAAUUCCAAUUCCUAUUCUUCCAGGUUUCCCAUUGAACAAUCAUGGUAACUAUGUGGUAAGAUUGGGUCACUUUGUUAAGUGGCUUGGUGAGCAAGCUGAAGCUUUGGGAGUUGAAGUAUAUCCGGGUUAUGCGGCUUCCGAAAUUUUAUAUCACGAAGAUGGAAGCGUUAAGGGUGUAGCAACAAACGAUGUAGGUAUCGCCAAGGACGGAAGUCCAAAAGACACAUUCGAGAGAGGAAUGGAAUUGCACGCUAAGUGUACGAUAUUCGCGGAAGGUUGCCAUGGUCACUUAGCGAAGCAGUUAACAAAGAAAUUCAAUUUGAGGGAGAAGAGUGAAACUCAAACUUAUGGCAUAGGAUUGAAGGAAGUUUGGGAGAUUGAGCCCUCUAAACACAGACCAGGAUUGGUAGAACACAGCAUCGGAUGGCCCUUGGAUAAGUUCACUUACGGGGGAUCUUUUCUGUAUCAUUUGAAUGAGCCAACGCCCCUAGUGGCCGUAGGAUUCGUGGUAGGAUUGGAUUACACCAAUCCGUACCUAAGUCCGUUCAGGGAAUUCCAACGUUUCAAGCAUCACCCCUCGGUAAAGCCAACAUUCGAAGGAGGAAAUCGCAUCGCUUAUGGAGCCAGGGCUUUAGCGGAGGGCGGUUUCCAGAGUGUACCUAAACUGACAUUCCCCGGUGGUUGUCUGGUGGGUUGUUCCGCAGGGUUCUUGAACGUGCCUAAGAUUAAGGGCACUCAUAAUGCCAUGAAGAGUGGAAUGUUGGCUGCCGAAAGUGCAAUUGAAGCCAUGAACGGUGAGAAGCAGUCUACGGAAAGUUUCGAACCUAAGAGCUACAUAGAUAAAUUACAAAACAGUUUUGUCUGGAAGGAACUAAAGGAAGUGAGGAACUGCAGGCCAUCUUUCCACAACCCGUUGGGUUUGUAUGGAGGUGUCAUGUACAGCGGUUUCUCUUUGAUCAUCAAAGGCAAAGAACCUUGGACCUUCUCGCACGGAGAUCCAGACCAUAAACGCCUGAAGGCAGCCAAGGACUCAACCCCGAUUGAUUAUCCUAAGCCCGAUGGAAAGAUCAGUUUCGACCUCUUAUCUUCGGUUGCCCUAACGGGAACCAAUCACGAGGGCGAUCAACCGGCCCAUCUGACAUUAAAAGAUGAUACGAUCCCCGUUAAAAACAAUUUGGGUGUUUAUGAUGGCCCAGAAGGACGGUUCUGCCCUGCCGGUGUAUACGAGUUUGUGCCAUUGGAAAGCGGAGACGGACAAAGGUUGCAGAUCAAUGCCCAAAAUUGCAUCCAUUGCAAAACGUGCGACAUCAAAGAUCCUAGUCAAAAUAUCAACUGGGUUGUUCCAGAGGGCGGCGGCGGUCCAGCAUACAACGGCAUGUAAUCUCCACGCAAGAUUUCGAACGGAAUUCUCUUCCAUUUUAUACGCACAAAUUAAUUAAUAUUUUGUUAAUUCAAAUAUAGUCAUUUUUAUAUUGAAUGCAGAAAAUAAUGAAAUCGU
Messenger RNA from Nicrophorus vespilloides, 2030 nucleotides. RefSeq names its product electron transfer flavoprotein-ubiquinone oxidoreductase, mitochondrial (gene Etf-QO). Gene Ontology annotation, biological process: electron transport chain. The record is from RefSeq and is a predicted model, not a curated record. Gene Ontology annotation, cellular component: mitochondrial inner membrane. The coding region runs from base 105 to 1913 and encodes 602 amino acids. Gene Ontology annotation, molecular function: electron-transferring-flavoprotein dehydrogenase activity; iron-sulfur cluster binding. The transcript has 7 exons. Lineage: Eukaryota; Metazoa; Arthropoda; Insecta; Coleoptera; Silphidae.